Messenger RNA from Oppiella nova, 1830 nucleotides. NCBI's taxonomy places the organism in Eukaryota, Metazoa, Arthropoda, Arachnida, Sarcoptiformes, Oppiidae. The record is from the annotation of a GenBank genome assembly.
CACAAAUUGAGACAAAAGUAUAACAAAAACAAUCAUUUAAUCUCUGGGUUAGAGAAUAUGGCCGUCAGUUCAUUGGGAGUCAUAAUCGUUGUCUUCCGACCCCUUCUCCUUCAGAUUGNGGCCCUCUACCAGGGAAGCGAUUAUUGGCUGACCUGGUGGACUAACGAAGUGGACAAACCGGACGGAGUGGUCAAUCAGGACAUGAAUGUCAUAAUCUACUCGUGUCUUAUCGGAGCCCUAUUCCUGACGGCAUUGGCCAGAAGUACCUCAUUCUUCGUGAUGUGUAUGCGCUCGUCGAUCACACUUCACAACAGAAUAUUCUAUUCGCUCUUAAGAGCACCCAUUCAUGUGUUUGACAGCUCGCCAGUAGGAAGAAUACUGAAUCGAUUCACGAAAGACACCGGUAUUGUAGACGAGGCCCUGCCAUCCACUGCAUAUGAUCUCCAAAUGACAGUCACUAAUGCAUUGGGAAUACUAAUCAUGAAUUCAGUGGUCAAUUGGUAUCUCAUAUUUCCGGCCAUUUUUCUGGUGUCCGUAGUGUUUGUCUGCAGAUAUUUCUACAUCAGAUCCGCGCGAGAUAUCAAACGAUUGGAGGGAUUGUCCCGGAGUCCAAUCUACUCGCACGUGAGCACAACCCUCACCGGCCUGUCGACUGUCCGCGCCUUUGGGGCCGAAAAGCUAUUUGAGAGACAGUUCGAGCGCUACCAGAAUGACAACAGCGCCACCUUUUUCAUGUUUGUCUGCACCUCCCGGGGCUUCGGUAUACUCAUGGACUGGAUUUGCAUUAUUUAUAUCAGUUCUAUCGUCACAUUCAUUAUGACUUUCAAGGGCCUUCCCGGUGGAGACGCCGGUCUCAUCCUAUCUCAAGCGUUAAUGUUGACGGGAAUGACUCAAUGGGGGGUCCGGUGCUCAGCGGAUCUCGAGUCCUAUAUGACAGCAGUCGAGCGAAUGCUUGAGUACUCGCGUAUCGCACCCGAGGCUGAGUUGGACUCGACGGCCGACGCCAAGCCGGCGCCCGAUUGGCCACAAACGGGUCAAAUCGCUUUCCAAGACAUGAGCCUCCAGUACCACGAGUCGCCCAAACCGGUGCUCCGGCACAUCAAUUGCCUCAUCAAAGGCGGCCAAAAGGUGGGAGUCGUGGGCCGCACGGGCGCCGGCAAGUCCUCCGUCAUCGCCGCCCUCUUCCGGAUGACCGAACCCGAGGGCUGUGUCCUCAUCGACGGCGUCGACACCAAAUCCAUUGGUUUGCAUGACUUGCGACGCAUCAUAUCAAUCAUACCUCAGGAUCCGGUCAUCUUCACGGGCUCUGUGCGCAAGAAUUUGGAUCCGUUUGACGAGCACUCGGACGACAAACUAUGGGCCGCUUUAGAGGAGGUGCAGCUCAAGGAGCUGAUAGUCCAACUGCCCGGACACCUGGACGGUAUGGUGACUGAAGGGGGCAGUAAUUUGAGCGUAGGCCAGCGCCAGUUGGUAUGUCUCGCCAGAGCUAUACUCCGCGACAAUAAGAUACUGGUGUUGGACGAGGCGACCGCUAACGUGGACCACAAAACCGAUCAUUUGAUACAAAACACAAUCCGUAAUAAAUUCAACGACUGCACAGUUAUUACGAUCGCCCACAGACUCAACACUAUUAUAGAUUCCGAUAAAGUCAUUGUUUUAGACGCGGGAGAGAUAGUGGAGUGCGGAAUGCCGUAUGAAUUGUUGGCCAAUAGUGAGGGUCUGUUCAGUAAACUGGUCCGACAGACCGGGAAGAAUAUGUCACUGAAGUUGAGACAAAUGGCGAAAGAGAGCUAUUGUGACAAAUUUGGUGUCAAUCUGAAGGAGAAGGGG